AUGAACCAGCGCCAAGCAAAUCAGCCUUCUCUUGGUGAUUAUUGCCUUUUGAACGCUGCUGUCGGCCACCUAUACGAGCCUCAGGCCGAAGAUAUCCUAUGCGACGAGAAUCUCCUUGACUUGUUCCGCAUCAUUAAACAAGUGCUUCGUAAGAAGCGUGAUCCCGAGCGAUUGGCUCGUUUGUUCUUUUGUAUGUCGUAUGCACUGGGUGAUCAUGUCAAAUUCCACAAGCCUGUGCAUGAAAACAAGAUUAUCUUUGAUGACCGGGGCUUCGGUGGUGCACAUGCUGUGCGAUUACCCAGCACCAGUAGCUGCUGUAUCCGUAACUCUGGGAGUAACAAGGACAGGGGGAACUGGCCGGAUACGGCAUCCUUGUCUUCCUCUUCGGCGUCGUCGACAUCCUCAUCAGCAUCGCCGAUUACCAAACUCUUAUCUGUUCCUUAUAUCACACAUCAACGACAACAGGCUGAAGAAGCCGCAGCGGCUGCAGCGGUGGCGGCAGCAGCAGAAGCAGCAGUGGCCGGUGACCAUGGCAAAGAAUUCAUCAUGGAACCAAGACAACGUGGCUUCUAUUAUCAGGACAAUCGCAUUACUCGGGAGCCUGUGUUACUGCAGCGAUAUGCCGAACAUGGUAUCUUGACACAUGCUUCCUUAAUGCGCAAACGCAAGCGGCAAACGAGCGAUCAGCCUUCCGAUAUGAUGACCCCUUCACCCGUCGUGACAAAGAAACCAAAGAUACCCCAUCGUCAUGGCGAAUUUGAGCAGAGACGCGAUGACAUUAUCGGACGUAUGCGCAGUAUCACCAUUACCGACCUUGAACAAAAAGCAGAGCGAUUACCAGAAGACUACUCGCUUGCGAUCGAAACGAUAGCACCACUGACGCCAGAAGCAAUUGCCUCGCCGGAACGAGCAGCCGAGCUUCUGGAGCCGUCUUUACGCAUUUUGACAAACCACUCCAACAUGAAACCACAUCUCGACAACGGCAUGAACCAGAACGGUAUCUACUACAACACCGACUAUUUCCGACUGUAUCUGGCAUUCGAACAAUUCCAAACCACAUUUGCAGUCCUGUUCCCGAGCGAGGUUGUCAAGAUGCCUCAAUGGGGCAGCGAGUUGUUUAACAACAACAGCGACUUUUUGGCAUCGUAUGCGUCGGAUCGGGACCGUGACCGUGACCGAAAUGCCAACAUGAAAGCGUAUCGCAGUUGGAUUGAGCCAUUGCUGACCGAGACCAAUUGGGCGGCUUUCCGACGCAACAUUGUUGUUGGCGAACGCAUGAUGCAGUUGACCAAAGUGGUGGGCCAGGGCGUGCUAUUAAUGACCAAGGAAUUGAGUGGAUCCAAGCUGCAUCUGACGUUUACGAAUAACGAGUGGGACGAGUUUAUCACUGGGUUGAGCUCGGGACGAUGGGAUCAGACGAUUCAUUGGGAUGUCACGCCUGCGGCGCCAAACGGUAGAAAUAGCACUGGGAUCGCGUCGCUUUUGGUCAAUGAGUUACGGCAAAAAUUCUCAACGACGUAUUGGUUUCAUCCAGACGGGAUGAUCAUGGCGACCGAAAAUCGCAGGAUAGCUAUUGCGGCUGAUAACAAUGGCAACAGCAGUGGCAGCAGUGAUGGCAUUAAUGAUGGUGACAACAAUGGUGCUACUAGUGGCAAUAGCUGA
Messenger RNA from Zychaea mexicana, 1662 nucleotides. RefSeq lists its product as uncharacterized. The record is from RefSeq and is a predicted model, not a curated record. Lineage: Eukaryota; Fungi; Mucoromycota; Mucoromycetes; Mucorales; Lichtheimiaceae. The transcript has 3 exons. Bases 1 to 1662 code for a protein of 553 amino acids.